AUGGAAGCUAAACUUUACAGAGCUGCCCUUUAUGGAAGUAGUACAAGUUCUAAUAGUAGCAGCACCAAGAUUAAUGAUAGUACGUCGGAGUUCAAUUUCAGCGGUGGUGAGGAUUCCGAUGUUCUCAAAGUGACAAAGUACCAGCACAACACCAUACUUCAUGUUGCAGCAAAAUCCGGAAAUGAGAAGAUUGCGAGGAAGAUCCUUGAAGCAGAAGCCACACUUGCGCUCCAGACAAACAAGAAACUCGAUACUCCACUGCACAUCGCAGCAAGGUUGGGGCAUGCGGAGGUGGUGUCUCUUCUAAUGACAACGGAUCCAUCUGCAUUGCAGAUGGUGAAUAUGGCCAAAAACACAGCACUUCAUGAAGCCGUGUGCAAUGGCCACCAUGGCAUCGUGGAGUUAUUAGUUGAGAAAGAUCCUAGUUUGGCAUCUUUGAGAAAUGAUGCUGGAGAAUCCCCUCUCUUCAUGGCUUUGGAUAGAAAAUUCCACACAAUUUCUCUCCUUAUCUUAAAAAAAUGUCAUGACCAUGAGGGUUUGUUCUUUCAGGGAAGAAAUGGCAUGACUGCCAUGCAUGCGGCUGUAAUUCGCUUGUCCAAGAGAAAUAAGGUUGUGCAAAUAUUGGAUAAGCUGUGCAAAAAGCUUGCCAAGCGUUGUCCCAAGUUUAAAAAAUAUUGUGACUUCAUCAAAGGAUCACCAUUUGAACUCAUCCUAGAAGAAGAGGUUUUACCAAAGGUAUUGGAAAAAUGUGGACAUGGGAUUUUAGAAGUACGAGAUGAUUUUGGAUGGCUGCCACUUCACUAUGCUGCAGAAUUGGGCCAUGUGGAAAUUGUCAAACUAUUUUUAACAACAAACAUUAAUCUUGCAUAUGAAAAAGACAGUCAAGAAGGCAUGUCCGCACUUCACAUUGCAGCAAGGAAAGGAUGGAUUGGCCUACUAAAAGCGCUCGUUAAGGAACGUCCAGAUAUCUGUGAAUUAUUGGACAAAAAAAACAGAACGGCUCUUCAUGUUGCUGUGGAAUGUGGAAAGAAAAAUGCAACAAAGACUUUGUUAGAUAUGCUGGAUUUUAAGGAUCUUAUAAAUGAUCAAGACAGAGAAGGAAAUACAUGUCUGCAUCUAGCUGCUCUUCAUGGACAUCAUGCAAUUCUGAUAAUGCUGGCAAGUGAAAAAAGAGUUCAGAAAUCAGUUCUUAAUAACAAAGGGAUGACUGCUGCUGACAUUAUAAAAUCAAGCAUGCAGUUUAGUACAGUUGACAAGGUAAGCCCCAAAACCACUUCUUGGAUUCUUAUAAUGCAUAAACAUGUUAGAUCUAGCUACCAAGCUAUAAAAUGUGCAACAUGUUUUGAGUUAUGCAAACGACAAUCUAAUUAAACUAAACACUUGCAGAGGUUUCUCAUGUCAACGAUCAAGAGUGAUGGCCAUUUCAAGAGUCUGGAAAGAAGAGUCAUCAGAGAAACUAAAACAGAUCAUAAUCAAACUGCAGAUGAUGAGAUCAAACGAGGAUAUGAUAUAUCUCAAGAGACCAAGCAGCUCCUGAAGUCGAAUGCGCCUGUAAACGAUCUGCAUGAGGCAUCUUCAGCAGCAAGUACUAGUGCCCAAGAAAACCAUCAGGAAAAGCAUGAUACUGGCAAACUGGAAUCCAAACAAAAUUCAUAUGAACAAUAUAUAUACUCAAUCAACUUGUUGGUAGCCACAAUCUUUUCUAGUAUCACAUUUGCGGCAGCCAUGCAAAUGCCUGGAGGUUAUGGCAGUGAUGGCACGGCAAAUUUAAGGGAGACUGUAGGUUUCAAGAUUUUUCUGAUAGCUGAUUCAGUGGCUUUUGGUUGUGCUGCAGCCUCCAUGUUUAUCCACUUUGGAGUUGCAUUUUUUUCAAAGUUAUUACAGGUUAAGUAUUCAUAUCCAGUCUACUGUGUGAUGGCAUUAACUACCAUCUUCAUUACUUCAUCAGUACUGGCUUUUAUUUCCGGAGCAAAUGUGGUGUUUCAACGUAGUUCCUCGCGUGGUGGCUUUCAAGUUGGUCUCCCUGUGUAUGUUGCUUCCCUUUCCUUCAUGAUCCCCAUAUUAUACUUCUUACUUCGAAGUCUAAUUGUUGCGGCUC
Molecule: messenger RNA, 2098 nt
Organism: Ziziphus jujuba (common jujube)
Lineage: Eukaryota; Viridiplantae; Streptophyta; Magnoliopsida; Rosales; Rhamnaceae
Product: ankyrin repeat-containing protein NPR4
Exons: 3
Coding region: 1-1371 (456 amino acids)
Cellular component (GO): plasma membrane
Molecular function (GO): protein phosphatase regulator activity; protein phosphatase 1 binding
Source: RefSeq, a predicted model, not a curated record